CAAGGCUAAAUCCCUGACACGGAUGAAAAUUAAGUUAGAGAAAAGUGAAGGUCCUUCAAGGAGUUGGUGGUAACCUCACUGGAGAGAGACUGCAAAGUUAGUGUGACAGCGGGAACAUGACGCGGCCACUCCUGGUGUUUAUGGUGUGUCUGCCAUGGUUGAAAGAUUGUCGCUGUGCACCUACUUGGAAGGACAAAGCUGCUGUCCCUGGAAGCCCGAAGGGUUUUUCUGAGCCUGGCGAUACAGAUGCUGGUGAAGAGGUAAAGAAGGCUUUGAUUGGUAUGAAGCAGAUGAAAAUCAUGAUGGAAAGGAGAGAGGAGGAACAUACUAAUCUAGUGACAACCCUGAAGAAAUGCAGAGUGGAAAAACAGGAGGCCCUGAAACUUAUGAACGAAGUUCAAGAGCAUCUGGAAGAGGGAGAAAGGCUGUGCCAGGAGUCUUUGGCAGAUUCCUGGGACGAAUGCAAGUCUUGCUUGCAAAGUGACUGUGUGAGAUUUUAUACGACCCACCAACCUAGUUGGUCCUCUCUGGGAAAUGUGAUGGGACAGUUUUUUAGGAAGAUAUAUCAAUCCCUGUUUCCUCUCCAUGAAGAGAAGGAAAAAGAGCUCCCUGUCGCUGGAAAGGUCCUGGAGGAAGAGGCACAAGUGACCCAAAUAGAGCACAUGUUCAGCCAACUGACCGUGGACGUGAGAUGUCUCUUUAACAGGAGUUUUAACGUCUUCAAACAGAUGGAGCGAGAAUUUGACCAGGCUUUUCGGUCCUAUUUCAUGUCAGAUACAGAUGUUAUCGAGCCUUACGUUUCCCCAGCUUUAUUCAAAGAGCCAACCAAAAAAGCUGAUCUCGUGCAGAGCUGGGACGGUCCCGGCCUCUUCCAGCUGUUUUGUGAUUUCAGUCUCUCCAUUUGCCGAAGUCUCAGUACCAUGGUCGCUGAGACACUGAACGCCAUGGAGGACUGGGCAAAACACCAAGGCAAUGACGCUGACCCUGGAGGCUUGAGUUCAAAGACAGUGCCUGUGCGGGACAGAGGAUUGUGUGGAGAACUUGGCCAGAAUUCAUCAGAAUGUUUCCACUGUCAUGCAAGAUGCCAAAAAUGUCAGGAUUAUCUAUGGGAAGACUGUCCUGAUGUACCCGAACUACACACAAAAGUAGAUGAGGCCCUUAAGUUGGUCAACAUAUCCGAUCAGCAGUACGUGCAGAUUCUCCAGGUAACACAACAUCAUCUGGAGGACACUGCGUAUCUGAUGGAGAAGAUGAGAGAGGAAUUUGGCUGGGUGACUGAACUGGCAAACCAGGCUCUAGGAACUGAGAACACCUUCAGUUCCAGAAAGGUAGUUCCAGGUGUUCACCGAGGAGACGUUUCCAAACAAGGAACGAUGAUAGACUUAAGCAUUCUGCCUUCCCCCAAUGUCACGCUCAAGAUCCCUCUUGAAAAAAGUUCUGAGAGUUCUAACUUUGUUAGCUACGUGCUGGAAAAAGCUGUACAGCAUCUUAAGGAACGUUUUAAAACUUGGUAAGCAGAGUGUCUGAUUAGGAAUGCUUUGUUAACAGACAUAGAUGAUUCAUAAAAGGAAAAAAACAAAACUAGUUUUAAAAUAACUGGAAAAUAUGCUCAACCUCAUCAAUAAAAAAGACAAAAUAGCAUUUUUUUGCCUAUCAAAUUUGCAGAUUAGAAAAAAAAUAUACAAAGUUCCGAUAGGAAUGUGAUGAAAUGGGAAUUCUUAUAUGUUAUUGGUGGGAAUAUAAAUUGUUUCUGCCUUUUUAAAAAGCUGCAUGACUAUGCAUGUCAAAAACCAUAAGGUUUCUUUUUGAUACAAUAAUUCCACUUCUGGAAUCAAUCCUAAGGAAUAAUCUAAAUUUGAUUGAAAGUCCUACCCCUCCCCCCUACAGUCCUGGCUAGGUGGCUCAGUUGGUUGAAGCAUUGUCCUGUACACCAGAAGAUUGCCAGUUCAAUUCCUGGUCCAGACACAUGGCUAGGUCGCAGGUUCUGUCCCCAGUAGGUGUGGGAGGCAACUGAUUGAUGUUUCUCUCUCACACAUCAAUGUUUUUCUCUCUUCCCCCCACCC
Molecule: messenger RNA, 2063 nt
Organism: Myotis daubentonii (Daubenton's bat)
Lineage: Eukaryota; Metazoa; Chordata; Mammalia; Chiroptera; Vespertilionidae
Gene: CLUL1
Product: clusterin like 1
Cellular component (GO): nucleus
Molecular function (GO): misfolded protein binding
Source: RefSeq, a predicted model, not a curated record